Messenger RNA from Brassica oleracea var. oleracea, 1077 nucleotides. RefSeq lists its product as uncharacterized. Bases 41 to 874 code for a protein of 277 amino acids. Gene Ontology annotation, molecular function: RNA binding. The record is from RefSeq and is a predicted model, not a curated record. Lineage: Eukaryota; Viridiplantae; Streptophyta; Magnoliopsida; Brassicales; Brassicaceae. The transcript has 3 exons. Gene Ontology annotation, cellular component: chloroplast.
UCUUGACAUAAACUAAUCAGAGAGAGAGAGUCAAGUGCAAAUGGCGAGCGUAACAGUACCACCGUCUUCUUCAUCGACACAUCUUAUCCACAACCUUCUCCGACUUCCCGAACCACCGUCUUCCUUCUGUCUCUUCCCCAGACCCUUUUGCUUCUCCGCGUUAACCUGUCAAUCAAGCCGCCGUAACAAGCCUCGCUUUCAAUCAAUCUCUUCAAAGCUGCUUCCUUUUCACUCCACUUCUUCACUCGUAGCGAAAUCCUUCUCUGCCAUCGAUGAGCCAGAUCUCGGAGAAGACGAAGAGAGCGAGGAAGUUGAAGAAGAAGAAGAUGAGGUGGACAGUGGAAUGGUAUCCCUGAGAGGAAGCGAGGACUCUGAGGAAGGUAAGGAGGAGAAGAUAGAGAAGAUGAAGAAGAAGGCUCGGGGCUCGGCUUUGAAGUUGACGAUAAAGGAGAAGAAGGAACUGGCUUCUUACGCGCAUAGUCUGGGUGACAAAUUGAAAUGUCAACUUGUCGGAAAAUCUGGAGUUACUGAUUCAGUGGUUUUCUCGUUCCUGGAGACUCUUGAGAAGAACGAGCUCUUAAAGGUGAAGAUACGCAAGACAUCUCCACAGGAGAUGGAGGACGCGGUUAUGCAUUUGGAGGAAGCCACUGGUUCUGUAGCUGUAGGGCAAAUUGGGAGGACGGUGAUACUGUAUAGGCCUAGUCCCACCAAAAUGAAGGCAGAGGAGAAGAAGAAGGAAGUUGAGAGAUUGUCUAUUAGAAGAAGACACAAGUUCUCUAACUCUAGACCAAACACUAGACCUUUCAGAAGAGAGUAUUCAGAGAGACCUGAUGGACGUGGACGCAGAGGAGGAAGUAGAGUUGCAACGGCUUGAACCAUUAUUAUUAGCUCGGUUUGUUUUGUUAUCACCUAAGAAGACUGGUUCUUAGCUUUUGUAUGCAUUUUUCAAAUUUUCUUCAAAACUACAAUCACAAACACGGUCUCAUUGAUCUGUAACUGUAAGCCAAAUUGCUGAGAUGCUGUAACCGUUUAUGAACAUGAAAUGAGGGUAAGAGUUUAAAGAAAUGUUAUGAUGAA